CAAAAAAAAAACAAAAUGAAUAAAAAUACAUUGUGGUUAAUGGUUGUGCUUUUGGCCAUGUAUUUGACAUUGGUGUUUUGUGAAGAACAACAGCAGCAGCAACAACAAGAACUACAAGAAAAUUCGGAAACUGCACUUGAGGCUGCAGUAAAAGAAUUUCUAGGAAGUGAUUCAACUGAACUGUCGCAGGAUGAAGCCAGAACUAGAAGAAGACAUAGGCAUCAUUUGUAUGCCAGAUGGGGCUGGACUGCCAUAGCCAUUGCCUAUUUGAUUAAAAUCAAGGUUGUCAUUGUGGCCUUCUUUGUGGGCAGUGCCGUGUAUUUGGGUCUGCGUUAUUUGUGGCCCCACAAAUGUCAACCUGAAAUUAUUUUGGAUCAUCCUCCACCGUUCAUUAGUUCAUCAUGGGGAGGCAGUAGCCCUGGUGCCUCAUUCGAUCCUUAUUCGGCUUAUGCUGGUUCAUAUGGCAGUUCUGAUGUUUCACCACCCGAAGCCCCCUCCGCUGACGUUCCCAGUUAUCGUAUCAAACGUGAAGUCAUAGAAAAUGUAGAACAAGAAGAGUCCAGACAGAUGGGGCCUGCAAUCAAUGAAGAAAAAAUCGGCAAUUUCAUGUUUAUGUUUUUGGGUUUGGAUUCCAUGGCCUGCCGUCGCCGUUUCAUCUGUGAAAUGGAAUUCCGUUCGAAGACCAACCCCCUAACGGCCAUGGCUUUCCGUGUGGUGGGACGCAGCUUCUUUGCCAAAUACACCAACGAUCGCAAUGAAAUGGGCCAGGCGAAUUCAUUUGAAGAAUGUGCCGCGGUGAAUAGUGAAUGUGUUUUCAUUGAAAACGAUAACAAUAAUCAGGAGCAGGAGGAACAGACACACGAAGAAGAAUCAUCACUAAACAAUACAGCAGCAGAAAGUGAAUCGAACAACAAUGAUUUGAAUUCGGAUGCUCUGCCCACCGAAGAAGAUGCCGAUAAUAAUUCCAUCGAAAAUAAUAAUAUUGAAGAGAGAGCAAAUUAUCAAAAUUUAAUGGCCGAGAGAAGGCAUUCCUAUUGGAGACAUCGUAGCGUGCGAGGAGGUGGUGAUCGCCAAUUUUAA
Musca vetustissima is the source of this 1080-nucleotide messenger RNA. RefSeq lists its product as uncharacterized. The transcript is spliced from 5 exons. NCBI's taxonomy places the organism in Eukaryota, Metazoa, Arthropoda, Insecta, Diptera, Muscidae. The coding region runs from base 16 to 1080 and encodes 354 amino acids. The record is from RefSeq and is a predicted model, not a curated record.